AUGUUGGAUUGGCCCCAGCCCCCCCUGGAGAGCCUGGCCACAGUGGAGGAGACAGUGGUGCGGGACAAGGCGGUGGAGUCCCUGCGGGCCGUGUCCCACGAACACGCCCCACCUGACCUAGAAGGUCACUUCGUCCCCUUGGUGAAGCGCCUGGCGGGGGGCGACUGGUUCACCUCCCGCACCUCCGCUUGUGGCCUCUUCAGCGUCUGUUACCCACGCGUCUCCAGCCCCGUCAAGGCCGAGCUGCGACACCAUCCUUGGUGGCCUCAAGCCAUCCUUGGUGGCCCCGAGCUGCUACAACGAGCCGUGGGCCCUGAAAUCACCAAAACCGACCUGGUGGGGGCUUUCCAGAGCCUCAUGAAGGACUGCGAGGCCGAGGUGCGGGCGGCCGCCUCCCACAAGGUCAAAGGUCCCCUCGUCCCCAAGGAGGGUCUGCGUGUCCUCAGAGACGGGGGACCCCCACGGGUGUCUUCGUCCCCCCACCCCAUGGUGUCCCCACGGUGUCCCCAGGAGCUGGUGUCAGACGCCAACCAACACGUGAAGUCGGCGCUGGCGUCCGUCAUCAUGGGGCUGUCCCCCAUCCUCGGAAAGGACAACACGGUGGAGCAUCUGCUGCCCCUCUUCCUCGCGCAGCUCAAGGACGAGUGUCCCGAAGUCCGUCUCAACAUCAUCUCCAACCUGGACUGCGUUAACGAGGUGAUCGGGAUCCGGCAGCUCUCCCAGUCCCUCCUGCCCGCCAUCGUCGAACUGGCCGAGGACGCCAAGUGGCGCGUCCGCCUGGCCAUCAUCGAGUACAUGCCCCUGCUGGCCGGCCAGCUG
Messenger RNA from Haliaeetus leucocephalus (bald eagle), 819 nucleotides. Its product is annotated as serine/threonine-protein phosphatase 2A 65 kDa regulatory subunit A alpha isoform-like. Gene Ontology annotation, biological process: protein dephosphorylation. Gene Ontology annotation, cellular component: protein phosphatase type 2A complex; cytoplasm. Lineage: Eukaryota; Metazoa; Chordata; Aves; Accipitriformes; Accipitridae. Gene Ontology annotation, molecular function: protein phosphatase regulator activity. The record is from RefSeq and is a predicted model, not a curated record. The transcript is spliced from 7 exons. The annotation marks the transcript as partial.